AUGGGAUUUAAAGGAUAUGCAUUAAUACAAUCAAAUGACUUGAUACUUUCUAUUCCUCAAGUUAUUACUGGAACAAAAACAAUCCCUGCAUUUAAUCACCCAUUUUUAGCCACUAGCCUUAUUGAUUUCUGGGGGAACCGAUGGAAUAUGGUAAUGAGAAAUAUUUUUCAUAAACAAAUUUUUAGCAAAAGGCCAACAUCAUCUGCUUGGGAACGUAACUUGAAAGGCCUGCAAGUAUUUCAUAUGAGUGGAUUAAUGCAUGAAAUUAUUAUGACGAUAGUUCAUCGUGAAAUCAAUUUAGAGCAAUGGUUAUUUUUUAUGAUACAAGGAAUUGCUAUCUAUUUACAGCUAAAUUGUAUUCCAAGAACAUUUAGAGAAAGGAUACCAAAGCCCUUGUCAACUAUUUUAACUAUUCUUUUCUUAGGAUGCACUGGUAAACUAUUUUUGGCUUCCUUUAUUCGAACUGAAGAAUAUAAGCAGUUCCUAGCAAAGUAUUCCGUCAUUUAA
Messenger RNA from Cokeromyces recurvatus, 507 nucleotides. RefSeq lists its product as uncharacterized. NCBI's taxonomy places the organism in Eukaryota, Fungi, Mucoromycota, Mucoromycetes, Mucorales, Mucoraceae. The coding region runs from base 1 to 507 and encodes 168 amino acids. The transcript has 2 exons. Gene Ontology annotation, biological process: lipid metabolic process. The record is from RefSeq and is a predicted model, not a curated record.